This is a messenger RNA of Aspergillus luchuensis, 1743 nucleotides long. Its product is annotated as Zn(II)2Cys6 transcription factor. The transcript has a single exon. Gene Ontology annotation, molecular function: transcription cis-regulatory region binding; zinc ion binding; DNA-binding transcription factor activity, RNA polymerase II-specific. The record is from RefSeq and is a predicted model, not a curated record. Lineage: Eukaryota; Fungi; Ascomycota; Eurotiomycetes; Eurotiales; Aspergillaceae. Gene Ontology annotation, cellular component: nucleus. The coding region runs from base 1 to 1743 and encodes 580 amino acids. Gene Ontology annotation, biological process: positive regulation of transcription by RNA polymerase II.
AUGAAUGAGCCUUUCAAUAAAAACAAGAAUAAAGCAUCUUUCAGGUCUCAGUUGGGUUGUACGAACUGCCGACAAAACAAAGUCAAGUGCGACGAGAAAAAGCCGAUCUGCACCCGAUGCUGGGAAAAGGACCUACAAUGCCGGACAAUAUUCCGACUGAAAUGGGAAUCAACUUAUCGAGAUCAGGGUAUCGCCUUUGGCAGGUCUAAGCUGAACCGGAAGGGCCCAACCGGUGCUCCAGGACUAAGUUCAACUUUUCCCGAAGACACUACAUGGCUUGCUACUCCAGCUGUUCAGCCUUGGACUUUUGUGAAUACAGAUUUCUCGUCGCUACGACGACUUUAUGCUGAUGAACAAGAAUGCGCCGAACCACAUCUGCUCCCGGCAGUCGAUGCCAGAACAGUCCUUGGAGAGUUGGGGCCUCGUGAGCCAGUAUCGUCAUCAUCAAAAUCGCCACCCCAUUAUGAUUUGUCCACAAAUAUACGAGAAGCGAUGUUACAGAAUCUACAAUCACCUCUUUCAUUAUUUCCAUCUUUAGAUGACCUGGGAAAUCAAGUACUGUUCGACUAUUAUGUCAACCAAAUAUGCCCCCGAACAGUGCAAAGUCCUCUGUCCAUGUCACCCUUUGCAUCUGUCAUCCUUCCUUAUUGUGUAUCCGCUCCGCCCGCAGUCCUGCAGGCCAUACAGGCGCUGGCCGCCUGUCAUUGGUCCCAAAGCGAUCAAAGGUAUAGCGAACCUUCUCUGCGACUUAAAGCUCGGGUCUUGAACCAUCUUCGACAUCGCCUCAAGACGCAUCCCAAGGAUAUAGUCACAGAAGACCCCGAAAUCCUGGUCAUCAUGAUGUUCUUAUGUUUAUAUGACAUUGUUGAUGACUGCAACCACCAAUGGAUUAUACAUCUCCAGGGAGCAAAAGAUAUUAUUCGACUACGCCGGCGACAGCAAAUUGCGUUGAAAGGGGCCAAUCAAGAUGUACAGCAAGACGCAGUAUCAUCUUUCACUGAGCUUUUCUUUGCUUUUCAAGACGUGAUGGGGCGAACUGCCUGUGGAAAGGCGGAGCUUUUCGGAUCGACCUAUUGGCGUGACGAAGACACAGCCAUAAAUCCUUGGAUGGGUUGCAGUCCUGCUCUUGUUUCCAUCUUGUUCUCUAUUAUGGAUCUGAGUCGGUCUAGACGAGAUAUUAUCGCUGAUGAAGGUCACGAAACGUUCAACGUCAGAGCUGCCUCUCUGAUCAACAGACUGAAGGGUAUCAAGCAGGAGUCGCAAAUCGACGGGGACAACCACAUCAUUCAGAGAAUUGCCGAGUUGAAAAGAGUGACUUCCAUAGUCUAUUUGAAUUGUGCAUUGUAUGGUUUGACACCAUCCGACUCGAUAACCAAAACCUACGUCCGCAGAAUAUUGAAAGAUAUUGUUGAGCUACUCGCAUUAGAGCCAUCCUGUCAGGUCGUCUGGCCUCUUUUCGUCGCUGCUGUGGAACUUGACCCUCUCGACUUUGCAAUUAUGUUGGAUCCGGAUACUGGGAAGAUGACGGACGGGCGAAGGCUUGUCUUGGAGUUACUCAUGAAGAUGAGUAAAAGCAGUGUUUCUAGUGUAACUCGGGCGCGUGUUGUUAUCGAGCAGGUAUGGAAAUCUCGCGACUUUUGUUUGUCCAAGUCUUCGCGGGAAAGGUCACCAGCGUCUAUCACGGAUCUGAAUGACUGGGAAGAAUAUGUCAUGCCUGUUAGUGAUGCUUUGAGUUUAGCGUAA